AUGGACACCCGCACCUCCUCAUUCAGCACCUUCUUCGAGCGCGUNCCACCUCGACCACACACAACACCCCCCAAAUCCACUCCCACUCCAUCAAAACCCCGGCCCCAAAUGGACACCCGCACCUCCUCAUUCAGCACCUUCUUCGAGCGCGUCGCCGACCUAACCGUCAACGCGCGGAACAACAAAUACGAAGACCCCGCCAACACGCUGCGCUCUCUAGUCCUCCAACAAAAAGAGCUUGAAUCCCAAACACGAGAGCUCGAAAAGAGGUACGCGGAGGCCGUAGAGGAGAGUCAGCUUACCUACAGAGCCUACCUUGCGGCUGGACGAGGGCACUCGCGUCAGGCGGCGAUGGUGUUCAAUGAGGCGUGGAGGGCGAAGGAGAGGCUAAGACGCCAGAUUGUGAGGCAUGGGGCGUUGCUGGAGGGGGUUAGGGUGGAUAUUGCGGUGCUGAGGGAGAGGCGGGAGUGA
Messenger RNA from Hymenoscyphus albidus, 471 nucleotides. The record is from the annotation of a GenBank genome assembly. NCBI's taxonomy places the organism in Eukaryota, Fungi, Ascomycota, Leotiomycetes, Helotiales, Helotiaceae.